CAGUUGGGAAAAUGGCUGCUGUUUACACCAAAAUCUACAAGCGCUUAAAGCACAGUGGUUUCCCUCUUGGUGAUAGACUGAAACUAUUAAAAUAUGCCUGGAAGUCAGAUAAUGUAAAUAUACCAAACAAAGAACAAGAUUUGAUAGAUGUACUAGGCAGUUUAUUAGUCAAUAAAAAACAAAACCACCUUACAGAUGAAGAAACAGAACAAGUGUGGAAUUGUCUCUAUGAUAUUUUGUCAACCAGAAAGGCUCACCAACCAUCUAAAUAUGGACAAACACUUAUUAUUAAGCCGGUUUUAUCUAGGGUAUUAUUGGACAGUUUACAGUCAUAUGUUGGUAAAAUGGUGGAUAAGAUCUGUUGUACUGUUUUAAGAUGUUGUCAGACUAUAUUGACAUCACCAACGUUAUCUUACGUAUUAACAUCAAAAUAUGACAGUCUGGCUACAUUACUGGCUGUAUUAUGCCAUUUAACCUGUCAACAAUGGGGUAAGGAUAGUUGGGAUGUUAUACAACAGAGUCUUCAACUUGUUUUAAAAGCUUACAGUGCAGUACAAAGACGAGUACUCAAUCAAAAUAUGGUUCGUCAAACAGUUACUGAGAAGAUUGUAGUACCAUUAUUAUCUGUAUGGUAUUUAAAUAGUCUACAGGAUGCAUUUAAUUCUAAAGAUGAGAAAAUGUUUUUACACAAAUUUAUCUUAGACUUGAUCAAUUCAUCUUACUUACAUCAGAAUCAUCUUGGAUCUAUGAAGAAAUAUUUAGAUAGUGAGACUGAUGAUCAAUCAAAGACUGUAGCUAAACAAAUUAUAUUAGUAACAUUGUCUGAUAUAACACAUAAAGAGAAUGUUGGUAAUCAUCAAUUACAAGAAAGUAUAUCACAAUUUAUACCUGAAUUUUACACCGCAUUUUUACAAUUAGACAGUUUUGAUUCAGACUACCAAUUUAAGAUGUUUAUAGUUCUUUGUGAAAUACUGGGAUUUAAUAAUAAUAUUGAAUACUCAGCCACACUGCCACAAAAUGUAGCAUUAAAGGGACUUAACUCUCUAUUACAAUUAAUCCAAGAAGCAGAUGUGUAUAAUGUAGCAGUUGAUAACGAGAAAGGAAAAGUUCAACUCAAAUUUUAUACCAAUCUAUUACGUGUAUUGCUGACUAUGAAGAGAUGUUCUGAAUGGUAUAAUUGUUUGAUGUCAUUACUAUCUAUGAAUCAUGAAAUAAUACAAGAGAAUAUGAUGGAUGUAUUAAAAAAUGCUUGGUUAUAUGAGACAAAUCCCAGUCUUCAGUCAAAUAUUGAUGGUUUAAUGGCCGCUAUUGUAACUAUAUAUGGAAAGCUACAUCAAGAACAGAAAUGGUUAAACUAUAUUUUUACAGCUAUAGAUAGUUGUAAUAAACCUAAUAUUGUUACAAUGACACAGUUUUACAACAGUUUUGCUGAUGUAGUUGGAAGAAUUCAUCAAACUUUAAUUACACAGAUAUGGUCGUUAUUCUCUGAAAAAAUUAAAACUUUAUUAGAAUCUAUAGAUGAUGAAACAGUAGAAGUAUGUUUUAGGUUGAACUGUAUUGUGAAUCUAUUUCAACAUUUUGUGGCUAAUAUAAGUGUUAUAGAGUAUUCUGUAUCUAAUACAACACAUAGAAAGAUUGUAGAACUAAUACACGAUGUAGAGAGAAAUAUUCUAAAGGUUAUCUUUAAAUCUUGUAUUAAAAAGAAUAAUGAGGAUUUGUUGAAAUGUGGUUUAUUACUAUGUAUUACUGUUGGUGAUAUAAAGUUAUUAUUACUUCGCUAUACAAAGAUAGGUGGAAUAUUUAUAUCUCAAUCAGAAGAUGAAACCAACAUUCUUCAUUCAUACCUCAAACUCAAAAAUUGGCAGAAAAUUGCAGCUUCAAUUACUUCAUCUAAUUGUGAAAUUCUCCAACAUCUGAUGGAUUUGUUGAGUGUACAGAAGAUAAGAAGUUGUCUUGUAUUAAAUAAAGAUAAUAUAUAUGAAGUUGUUAAUGAAGCUAAUGUAUUAAAUCUACCAUCAAUAGUAAAUAUAAAUCUAUAUAAUACCUGGAAUGGAAAGAUUGAAUUAGUUAAUAAAGAAAAUGGUGAAUUAUGUAGAUGGGUUUUAUUGACAGAGAUUUAUCCACUUGUUAUCACGUUUUUAACAGAUAAACAAAUAGAAGAACUAGCAGACUUUAUUAUAUAUAUUAUAGUUAAUACUAAACACAUCAGUGAGAAGAAUAAAGAAACUCAUAGUUUUUAUUAUGACUGUAUGAAGUUUUUAUAUAGCAGUCCAAUAGAAGAUACAAGGAAACUACAUUCCUGUUUGAUUAAUUCUUUAUUAAAACAUAUAUUUGUUGAUACAACACUUGAUAGUCCUAAAAAGAAGAAAGCAACUGCUGCAUUGAUAGGAAGUGAACAGAAAAUAGAAUGGCACAAAACAAUGGAAAGAGAAACAUUAAGUUGUUUAACCUGUAUUGUAACAACUGUAUUAAAGAGACUGAACAGUGAUACAAUAGAUCAACAUUUACCUAUUGAAAUACUCUAUAAAACAUCACAGGUGUUGAAGGCAUUACCAAUAUCCUCGUUUAAAGAAGCUGAGAAAUUACGUACUAUAUAUGUGUGUAUUCUAAUCAUCAACUUUCUUGAGAAAAAACUUACUAAUUGUAAGAAAAAUAUAAAACAAUUAAAAACUGGUAUGAAAAGAAAGAGUGAUGUAAAGAAAGAAGAUAAUGAAUCUAUUGAACAUCUAUUAUGUGAUUAUAUGUGUAUAUUAAGUAUUUUAUUCGAGAGUUGUAAUCGUGUAGCUGUAUUUCAACUAUUAUCACCAACUCCUUACUUCAUCUGGUUAAUACAGUUAUAUACACAUUGUUUUAAACAGGAUAAAGAAUUAAAGUAUAAGAUGCAGUGUUUAGUUGAUAUGAGUUGUUAUGCUGUAUUAGUUAAUGUAGAUGUAUUAUUAACUAUGGGAGAAUAUAUUAAGCAGUUGGUGACAAGUAUUGAAGAUUUACCAUUAUCUGAUGAUAGUCAGGAAGCUAAGAUAUAUAUAUUAGCCUCAUUAGUUAAAGAACUCACAUCACAUUAUGAAAGUGAGUUUGUUAGAGAUGAUGUUAGUUUAAAAUGUAAGGAGUAUAUUAAAACUAUUAGUGAUACAGUAAUAUCAACAUUAAUACAACAAGAUAUAACAGUACAUACAAUCACACUAGUCACACGUAUUAUACACUUUAACUGUCUUACAGAACAAAUCAAACAUAAUACACAUUUAAUACACAAUAUACAAUUUAUACUUCAAACAGUCUUACAAAGAUUACACACUAAACAGACCAAAGAUGAUCUGGAUAUAUACCUGAAGUAUUUAUCUACAUUAUAUAUACAUAGUACUUAUCUAUCUACUAUACUCAACCAGCAUACAACACUACAGGUGUGGCAAGCUAUACUCUCACAUUCUAAAACACAAUCAGUACAAAACACAGCAUCUACACCAACAAUCAGCAAGUCUAUACAUAGUUUAAUGGCUUUAGUUAUACGUUCCUGUGAUGAAGAUAAUUUUAAGAAGAUUAUAAACCAGAUAGUACAUGAUGUUUGCGUACCAUGUUGUCCAGGUGAAAAUAAAAUCCAGUCAGCUUUAUUGAUAUGGAAGGAAAUAUUAACUUUAUCAUUAACACCUGUACAAGGAUUAAUUAUAUCAGAUGUUACACCUACAUUAUUAAUAAAUUGUGGUAAUUUAUUACAAGACGUUAUACAUUUGGACUCGAGUGAAUGUAUCAUCAAUAUAGUAUUACCAGUUUUAACAACACAAGCAUCCAUGUUAUCAUAUGGAAAUAUGUUAAUGAAACCUCACGUUGCUGUUCUGUGUCUUAAUAGUUGUCAUCUGGUUAAUCUAGAAUUAAGAUAUGAGUUAAUAAUCCCUGUUUUUAAAGGACUGGCUGAUAUUGUCUAUUCUUUCUUUAUUAACCAUGGAUCAACAGCAGUAGCGGUCAUACCAACUAUUAUCAGUGUAACAAAAUUAUUAUAUAAAGUGAUAGCACAGUAUGGUGAUCAAGAUAGAUUAACAACAUAUACAGAUUAUAAAGAAGAUAUCUGUGUUUGUGCUAAUCUUAUAACCAGAUUGUGUAAUUUAUAUAGUAAAGAGAAAGUAGGAUUUGGUAAAGUAGCUAUGUAUGUGGUGGUUGAUUAUUGUACAGAAGUACAGAAAGUAACAUUAUUACCAGUAGUUAAGAAAGCUCUAGUACCCAGUAUUUAUCAUCUACUAGAUAUUUGUGAUGACCAUCGAAUAAAACAAUUACAAGCUAUUCUACCACAAGGUGUUAAAGAUGUCUUUCUAAUGUUAUAUAACGAUUAUGUUAAAUAUCAUAAAUACACUGGUAAAUCAUAAACAAUAAACAUCCUUUAUAAUGUUAAAUAA
This is a messenger RNA of Patella vulgata (common limpet), 4382 nucleotides long. Its product is annotated as unhealthy ribosome biogenesis protein 2 homolog. Gene Ontology annotation, cellular component: nucleolus. The record is from RefSeq and is a predicted model, not a curated record. The transcript is spliced from 30 exons. Gene Ontology annotation, biological process: ribosome biogenesis. Lineage: Eukaryota; Metazoa; Mollusca; Gastropoda; Patellidae. The coding region runs from base 12 to 4352 and encodes 1446 amino acids.